This is a messenger RNA of Lolium rigidum, 1137 nucleotides long. RefSeq names its product peroxidase 2-like. The transcript has 3 exons. Gene Ontology annotation, molecular function: heme binding; peroxidase activity. Lineage: Eukaryota; Viridiplantae; Streptophyta; Magnoliopsida; Poales; Poaceae. Gene Ontology annotation, biological process: hydrogen peroxide catabolic process; response to oxidative stress. Bases 1 to 1137 code for a protein of 378 amino acids. The record is from RefSeq and is a predicted model, not a curated record. Gene Ontology annotation, cellular component: plant-type cell wall; plasmodesma.
AUGGCAACCCUAGCAGUCCUGGUCUUAUUUGCAUCCCUCGGCGCCGUGACUGCUCAAUACAGCUCACCCGCACCCGCCGCAACACCGGCAGUGCCAAGCUUAGACCCUACGCCUGCUGCCGCCCCGGUGCCAAGCCCGAAAGGUGCUUUUCCAAGCUACAUUUCUCCCGUUGCUACCCCAACACCAAGCCCACCGAGCACGGCUACACCUACUCCAGCGAGUCCGACCUCUUCUCCAUAUGCAGGACUGAGGCUCGGCUUCUACAUGCGCUCUUGCCCACAAGCAGAAAACAUCAUCAGGGAGGCCGUCAGAAGUGCCACGUCCAAGAACCCCGGCAUCGGUGCAGGGUUAAUUCGAUUGCACUUCCACGAUUGCUUCGUCCAGGGUUGUGAUGCCUCCGUCCUCCUUGACCCGACACCUGCUAACCCACAGCCGGAGAAACUCAGCCCUCCCAACUUCCCCAGCUUGCGCGGCUUCGAAGUGAUCGACUUAGCCAAGGAGGCACUUGAGAAGGUCUGCCCCGGCAGGGUCUCAUGUGCCGACAUCGUUGCCUUUGCUGCUAGAGAUGCAGCCUUCUUCCUCAGUCGCGCAAGGAUCAAUUUCCAGAUGCCGGCUGGACGCCUCGAUGGUCGUGUGUCUCUCUCCAGCGAGGCACUUCAAUUCCUCCCGCCGCCAUUCUUCAACCUCUCGCAGCUCAUCACCAACUUCAAGGCCAAGAACCUGGAUGAGGACGACCUUGUGGUUCUCUCUGGCGCACACACCAUUGGUGUCUCCCACUGUUCGUCCUUCACUGGGUUUCUCGCCCCAAACCCUCCCGCCAUGGAACCGGCCUUCGCUGCCCAGUUGAAGAGAAAGUGCAACGUAUCCAAUGACCCCACGGUGAUGCAAGAUAUCGCGACACCAGACCAGCUGGACAGCCGGUACUACACGAAUAUUCUCAAGCGCAACGUGCUCUUCGCCUCUGAUGCGGCGCUAAUGUCGUCCCAGCGGACGUCAAUAAAGGUGCUGGAGAACGCGUUUAUACCCAGCAGGUGGGAGAUGAAGUUUGCCAGGGCGAUGGUGAAGAUGGCCGCCAUAGAGCUCAAGACUGCAGCCAAUGGGGAGAUCAGGAGGAUGUGCAGGGUCAUUAACAAUUAG